Molecule: messenger RNA, 3113 nt
Organism: Limulus polyphemus (Atlantic horseshoe crab)
Lineage: Eukaryota; Metazoa; Arthropoda; Merostomata; Xiphosura; Limulidae
Product: zinc finger protein 883-like
Exons: 5
Coding region: 702-2630 (642 amino acids)
Biological process (GO): negative regulation of transcription by RNA polymerase II
Molecular function (GO): DNA-binding transcription repressor activity, RNA polymerase II-specific; RNA polymerase II cis-regulatory region sequence-specific DNA binding
Source: RefSeq, a predicted model, not a curated record
UCGAAAAUUCAAUGGAUCUGUUUGUUUCGAAUUUCGCGCAUAGCUAUUCGUUGACUUUUGGCGCCAGCCGUUCCUAAUUUAGCAGUGAUAGAUUAGAGGGAAAGCAGAUAAUCAACACCACCCACCGCAAACUCUUGGGACGAUCUUUUAACAAGGAAUAGUGAGAAUGACCGUAAAAUCAUAACGCCCCAACCCAGAAAGACCGAGCAUGUUGACGAAGAUUCAAACCCGUAAACUGAGAGUCGAGCGUCUAACCACCAGGCCCUGCCAGGCUGGAAAAUUAAUGAUAAGUGAUUUUGAUAAUUUUCAUAGUCUUCCGUUCCCUUAUAAAUAAACGGAUAUCUUCUAUUUCUUUCAUUACCUUAAUACUUUGCUUAGUUAACUGGCAUGUGCGGAAGCGUUCCAUCUUGUUAAUUAUUUUUUAUUAUAUUUGUUUCAUAUUCUUUUGGAAAGUAGAAUUCGAUAGAUGUCUCUAAAAGUAAAACAACCGGAGGGAUGAAGAGAAAUGUCUGUUUCUUAGUUUAAAUUUAAAAUUGUAAACCGAAAAUCCGACCAAAAAUGUACAUGUGAACACGGGAGGUAUUAAUUUUUUUUAAAGUAAUAAUAUUCAGCUCUUAAUACGUGGGAAGAAAACCCACUGUAUAUGUUCGAUCUAACUGCAAGGUUUGAUAAGAAUAUAAAGGUGAAGCUACUAUAUAAUCAUGGAAGUAUUAAAGAUGAAGGUUGAAUCUUUUCCUGAUGAGGAGCAGGAUUCUUUGUUGGACAUCAAAUUGAUAAAAAAGGAAGAUGAAACUUUCACAAUAACUAGUACUACAGGAGAAGCUAAUUCCUUGGAAGAAAGUUCCAAACAAAUCAUUUUGAAGUUUGGUAUAGCAAAAGAAGACCAACAGGAAAAGUGUGAUGAUGCAUUUGAGAAAAGUGAGAAGCCUGAUGAUCUGCUACAAGAUGAUGUUAUUUCAAAAUUCAGUUAUAGUGAUGAUGAGGAUCAAAAUAGCUCACACUAUAAUAUUAUAAAUGUGAAAACAGAAAUUGAAUUUCAAAGAGAUAUCGAAUCUGGGUUAGAAAGAACAUCUGAUAUAAAGGCCAGUGUGAACAUCUGUUGUGGGAAUCAGAUUCCUGGUUAUGAUGUCAUAAAAGAAGAUCUCUUUACAGAAGACAUAAUAUCUCCAAGCAAAAAUACUUGUGGAGAAACCGAGUUAAGUGGAAAUAACCUAAAAUCAUCUAAUAUACACCAGUGUCAUAAUAAACUAUACAGUUGUCAGAAAAAAAAUUAUAACCUAAAAAAACAAAAGAGGAUACACUCUGGAGAGAAAACAUUUCACUGUACAGUGUGUGGGAAACAGUUUGAUAGAAAUAGUCACUUGAAACGACAUGAAAGAACACACACUGGGGAGAAACCUUACAGUUGUAUAGUGUGUGCUAGGCAAUUUGUAUCAAAAUGUAACUUAAAACAACAUCAAAGAAUACACACUGGGGAGAAACCUUACAGUUGUACGGUGUGUGCUAAACAAUUUAUAUCACACUGUAACUUAAAACAACAUCAAAGGAUACACACCGGGGAGAAACCUUACAGUUGUACAGUGUGUGCUAAACAAUUUAUAUCACACUGUAACUUAAAACAACAUCAAAGAAUACACACUGGGGAGAAGCCUUACAGUUGUACAGUUUGUGCUAAACAGUUUAGAACAAAAAGUGAAUUAGAAGUACAUCAAAGAAUACACACUGGGGAGAAACCUUAUAGUUGUACAGUUUGUGCUAAACAUUUUCGAACAAAGAGUGAAUUAGAAGUACAUCAAAGAAUACACACUGGGGAGAAACCUUACAGUUGUACAGUGUGUGGAAAACAGUUUAGUACAAAUAGUUUCUUAAAAAGGCAUCAAAGAAUUCACACUGGGGAAAAACCUUACAGUUGUACAGUUUGUGCUAAACAUUUUAGAACAAAAAGUGAAUUAGAAGUACAUCAAAGAAUACACACUGGGGAGAAACCUUAUAGUUGUACUGUUUGUGGAAAACAGUUUGUAACAAACAGUGAAUUAGAAGUACAUCAAAGAAUACACACCGGGGAAAAACCUUACAGUUGUGCAGUGUGUGGAAAGCACUUUGGUAGAAGCAGCAAUUUUAAAACACAUCAAAGAAUACACACUGGCGAGAAACCUUACAGUUGUACAGUUUGUGCUAAACAAUUUAUAUCAAACUGUAACUUAAAACACCAUCAAAGAGUACACACUGGGGAGAAACCAUACAGUUGUAUGGUGUGUGGAAAACACUUUAGUACAAAUAGUGUCUUAAAAAGACAUCAAAUAAUACACACUGGGGAGAAACCUUACAGUUGUACAGUGUGUGGAAAACAGUUUAAAAGAAAGAGUGAAUUAAAAGUACAUCAAAGAAUACACACUGGGGAGAAACCUUACGGUUGUACAUUGUGUGGUAAACAGUUUAGUACAAACAGUAAUUUAAAAACACAUAAAAAAAUACACACUGGGGAGAAACCAUAUAGUUGUAUAGUGUGUAGAAAACAGAUUGGAAAAAAGAGUGUGUUAGAAAUAUAUGAAAAAAAACAUACUGGGGAGAUACCUUACAGCUGUGGAGUUUGUGUAAAACACUUUGGUAUAAAUAGUAUCUUAAAAUAACAUCAAAGAUGACACACUGGGGAGAAACCAUAUAGAUGUAUAGAUUGUGGAAAAGAGUUUGGAACAAAGUGUGACUUAAAACACUAAAGAUUACACACACUGGGAGAAACCAUAUAGUCGUAUAGUGUGUAGAAAACAGAUUGUAAAAAAAAGAGUGAGUUAGAAAUUUAUCAAAGAACACACACUGGUGAGAUACCUCACAGCUGUGGAGUUUGUGUGAAACACUUUGGAACAAGUAGUAUCUUGAAAAGAUAUCAAGAAAGACACACCAUGGAGAAACCAUAUAGUUGUGCUGUUUGGAAAGAAACAAUUUUUAACUAUGAUUAUCGGGUCCCUAAAAUGUAGGGAUGUAAUGUAGCUCUUGUCAUAUUUAACUUCAAAAAUAAAAUUAGUGGAUGAAAUUGUUUGAAAUUUGACAAGAACUUUCCUAAACGUGUGUAAUUUCAGAAAAAUAAAACAUUUAAUUUUGAUUUUUUUCCAUUA